Molecule: messenger RNA, 147 nt
Organism: Cetraspora pellucida
Lineage: Eukaryota; Fungi; Glomeromycota; Glomeromycetes; Diversisporales; Gigasporaceae
Source: the annotation of a GenBank genome assembly
AUGAGAACUACAAUAGUUAUAAAACUAGAGCUUAGUUGGAUAGUAGUUUCACAAGCACUUACACAAGUGUUAGGAAUAAUUACAAGCUCAGAGUAUUCUCUAAAAAAGUUCAAUAAUGAUAACCAAGUUGAUAGUUUGGUGGAAUAA